This is a messenger RNA of Didymodactylos carnosus, 876 nucleotides long. NCBI's taxonomy places the organism in Eukaryota, Metazoa, Rotifera, Eurotatoria, Philodinida, Philodinidae. The record is from the annotation of a GenBank genome assembly.
AUGGCUAGCGUUGACAGUGAUUCACGUUCAGGUGCAAAAUUAGAUUCACGUUCACAUGCAAAAUUAGCUUUAGUCAUUGGUAAUAACAGUUAUAGUAAGCAUCCAUUAACCAACUGUGUUAACGAUGCAACUGACCUGAGUGACACGUUGCGUAAAAUUGGAUUUGAUGUUGAACUUGGUAUCGAUUGCAACUAUCAAAAAAUGACACAGUUAGUGGAAGCGUUUGCAGAUAGAAUUAAUGAUCAAGAUUUAGUUCUGUUCUACUUCUCGGGUCAUGGUGUUCAAUGGCAAGAGCAAAAUUAUCUGUUACCCGUAGAUGCUGACGAAAAAGUGAAAAAAGAAAUCGAUCUCAAAUGGAGCGCUAUCAGUGCCCAACGAACAGUAGAGUUAUUUUCUUCUCAAACAUUUUAUGUAACAGUAUUCAUAUUGGACUGUUGCAGAAAAUAUUUGGUAGAAAAUCAAUUAAAAUUUAGAGAUUUCCAGGGAGGAGCAGGAUUACAUUUGAUGAAAGCACCUGGUGGUUCUCUUAUUCAAUUUGCUUGUGACGCUGGCGCUCUAGCAUCGGAUGGAUGUGGAAUAACAGAUCGAAAUGGAUUGUAUACAAAACAUUUACUGCAACAUAUAGCUACUCCAAAUAAAGAACUUGAUAAAAUAUUUUCGGCAGCUGCUGCUGGUGUUUAUCGGGAGAGUAAUCGGAAACAACAGCCAUUUCGUGUUAGUUCCAUUAUGGUAGAUGAACCCAUCUAUUUACAUACAGAGAACAAAAUAAUUUACGAAAACUUAGGAGACUCAUUACCAACCAUGAAACCAGAAACUGUACGUGAAGUGGUAGCUGUAUUAGUUUCUUCACAGAGCACUUUUUUUCUUUCUUCAUAG